Messenger RNA from Durusdinium trenchii, 8493 nucleotides. The record is from the annotation of a GenBank genome assembly. Lineage: Eukaryota; Dinophyceae; Suessiales; Symbiodiniaceae.
AUGGAGCUGAAGAAAGGGCAGAUCAUUCCAGGCAUGGAACUCGCCAUCCAGGAGCUGUCCUUAGGUUCGAUUGCAGAGAUCAGGAUUCCGUCAGAUUUGGCCUAUGGGAAGAACGGCAUACCUCGUAUAGUGCCACCUGAGAGUGAGCUGAUCUUUGAGAUUCAUAUCUUGGAGGUCGAUGGUCUGCCAUGCGACGAGGACAAAUUAGGCAAGCUAGCCAGACCAGUGGAUCCGCUUGGUCUUGGCCCUGGCGAUUUCUGUCAUCCCUGGUGGCUGGCUAGGGUCCAGCCACUUGCCCCCCCCGCCUACUACUUGAACUUCUGCGCUCAGACAGCCAAGGGUCGGAAGCCAGUGUUGCUGGAGAACGCCCGGUCUGUGGCAAGAAGAAAGAGCAGUGAGCUGACCAACUUCGAUGUGGGAACUGCUGAUGAACCCUUCAUCAUCACUGACGUGCAAAGAGGAUGGCAAGCAAAUGGGCUUUGGGACCUCAAGUGGUUCGAAGAUCACUUGGGCGACAAACGGCAACUCUUGAAAUGGCUCGGCCCUGUCUUUACACGUCAGGAGUGCCUUUGGGAGGCUCCAGUCUAUGAGACCUCCGUCAGAGAGUACAUCAAAUAUAUGCGGGACUUGGAGCAGAAGGAUCCCAAUUGUGACGAAGAAAAUGCAGCUCAAUGCCCACGGCUUUACCUCAAUGGAUGGCCUGCCUUUGCGCAGUUGCCUUGGUUGCGAAGCUUUGUUCUCCCGGAUGGCGGAAGAGAAGCGGCUUCAUCCAUGCAAGGCUGCAUCGAGGAUCUCAACUUUCUCUUGAUCCGGGAGUCGGAAGCCUUGCGCGAGUCUCUUCUGGAAGGGUUGACGGCCAGAGGCAGCUAUCAACCGCCCGACAAAGCAGAGCAGACGCAAAAGCUGGAAGACGAGGAUUGGGAUUUGACGAAGAUCUUUAUGUCUCCCAAGGGUGCCAUCACUCGCCUUCACUAUGACAAUGGUGGUGCUCAUGCUGCAUCACUCAGACUGACAGCGGGCCUUGUGGGGCACAGAGACAAGUGUAGGCCUGGCUUUCCCAGAUCCAAGGACGAGAAGCAGCGCAUGGAGCAACAAGCAGCUUUGGUCCGCAGCAUUCAAGUGGGCGAUGUGAGUACUGUGAUGGGCAGCUUGCACGAUGUGGAUGCGCAACUGACCUCUCUAGGCCAAACAGCGUUGCACAUCGCCAGUGCCUCUGGUGCGUUGCCUUUGGUGGUCGCUCUACUUAAAGCGGGAGCUGAUUGCAACCGUUGCGACCGUACGGGUGCCUCGGCCGUGGCGCUGGCGGCGGCUGCAGGUCAUGCACACGUGCUGGAGAAGCUUCUCGAGUGCAACUCCAUCAAGGUGCCUACCUAUGAUGUUGCUGGCCUGACACCGGUUCACAAGGCAGUCGGUUUUGGACAGCCUGACUGCUUGAGAAGUCUGUUGGAUCAUGGGGUAGACCCCAAUGUCCCGACAGGAGAGGUGACUUUGCCAGCCGACUCUGGUGCUGCACCAUCUCGUCACGAGACUGCUUUGCAUAUUGCCACCCGAUUGCUCACGAGGGCCAUCAACAGCCCUGACGGCGCUGGGUCGUCAGAGCGGCAGCAGCUGCAGCAGCGAGAGCUCAUGCGGAUGCUGGUGAGUUAUCGGGCUAAUGCCCUGGCAAAGGAUGUGAAUGGCGACACACCUCUACACUUCAGUGCUCGCACCGGCGACUUGUGGGGUUUCUGCCUGCUUUUGGAUAGCGAUGGCGAGCAUUUGCAUCCUUUCGAAGGCGACGAAGGUCUACUGAACGGUUCUUGGCUCGACCCUUUGGACCCAGACGUCUUUGAGAAAUGGCCGGAUGCAAAGAAGGCUACACCUUACCUUGCAGUGGUGGAAGCAGGGGAGACCAUUGUGGCACCCAAGGGCUGGUGGCAUUAUGCUGUUUCACUUGACAGCUCGGUCACCAUCAUGCGGAACUUCUACAGCACAAGCAAUCAAUGGGAUUUGAUCCGGCGGAAGGAUGGGGGCUUGGCUGGGGCAAUUGCCACCCAUGCCCUCGCCUCGAUUCAGAGUGCCUCAGAGUUUGUUGUCUUGCGGAAGCAGCCCAAGCUCAAGAACCAACCAGACUCGGUCAUCCAAGAAAUCGCACAGAAAACGGUGCUGAAGUUGCGUGUGGCGCCAAAGCACCAGAUGGCCCUGUGGUUCCAUACCUUUCUAGCGUGGCUGGCUGCUGGACAAGCUGCCUUGAUUGAUGAUGUCAAUGUGGUGUGCUCGGUGCCUGAAUCAUACUCCAGAGAGAGUUUGAAGAAGCUCAUUCAAUUGAAUUGCGACAAGGUCAGCAAGUCGGUGGAAGACUUCACCUCGUUAGGGUCGGGGGAAACUGAUCUCGACCGAGGCCUUGUGAUGCUAUUGGGUGAGGAUUACAGCUUAGACAAUUUGCAGCUGGGCACGCUUUGGGCGAAGCAGACUGGAGAAACGCUUCGUUUGUGCAGGAAUCUGGAGCGCACAGAGAGGGAGUUGUGGACGCUUCCAGCCAAUGAAAGCCUUGCACAGACAAGAGAUGCGGCCACAUUGGCGGUGAAUGCGUGGGGUUCUGUAAUGUUGCAGGGCCGGAAGUGCUGCACGUUGCCAAGAGCUCCAUACUGCAUCGACACCAGUUGGUCGGCCUCGACUGUCGCCUUGCUCGUUCCCAUGGCAUGCUUGGCGAUCUUGUUCACCAUCUCGGUGGUCUCAUCAUGGAUCCUCCCGCAGCCCAGUAAAGACACCGAACAAAUGACUGAACGUGAGGAAGUCUUUCAAAGCCGACCUGGAUCUCGCACUCCUCGAGUUUCCUGCCGAAGCGCCUUGAAGAAGGAGUUGGAGCUCGCCUGGUUGGAGAGACAUUGUCUGCGGGUUUUGCCGGGAGCGCCCGACUUUGCCAACUCCACCAGUAGCCUUUUCGGUGCUUUGAAGGAGACCUUAGACUUUCAGGCAGAUAGCGUGCGGAACCAGUUCGAGCAUUUCUUGUCGCUGUGGCGCUCUUCCUGUGCCAUGGUGGCAGAUCGAUCUGUUGGAGUUGGCGCAUCCGUGAACGAAGCCAUUCUACUGCAGGAGGCUGCCGGAGACUUGUACUUUGAGAUGUUGGAUGGCUUCAUUCGCUGGAGAGACAACCUGCGAAAUUAUGAAGCCGCCACAAUGCUGAGUCUGUCGGAGGAUGAGCCGCAUUGCUGCGGAUUAGAGGGGGUGACUUUGCAGAGGCCUCGACCUCUUGGCGGUGCAAAGUGGGAGCCAUUGCAGAAGGAAGGCCUUGAUCCUUCAGCGGCCACAGUGUUGUCUCGUCAACUGGCUGAGAUGGCCACCUAUCUGCUGGUUUGGGGCGAGGCCGGCAAUGUGAGAUUUAUGCCAGAGGCCAUUUAUUUCAUCACAGAGUUGGCUUUGGCCGCCAACCCAUCGGACUUUGAAGAGAUAUACGGCGUAGCUAUCCCUGAGCCCAGUCUUCCUGGAGCCCCUUUUCGGAGCAACUUCUUUUUGAGCAAGAUCAUCCGUCCAAUCUACAAUGUUGUUUUCGAUGAGUGGUAUCAGUAUGUUGACAUAGAUCAGAACAAUCAGAAGGACAAGAAAAAAUUGAAGCCCGGUCUUGAGAACUUUCUCCCUCCGGAUGUUUCUUGGAAGGACUGGAAUGAGUUCUUUUGCGAUCCCAGUCGUAUGGUCGAGGGUUUGUUGCUGCAAGACGGCACACGUCUUUUCGAUCUCCCCCACGAGCGCCGCUUUCUGGCCUUGCCUCGCGUGGAUUGGCAGGUCACCUUAGAGGCAGCGGAGACCAAGACGCAUCGGGAGAUCCACUCCUUGUGGGGCGUCUUCGCCACGACGCAUCGAAUAGUUCUCUUGCAUUUGAUCCUUUUCUUCUCCGGUGUUUGUGCCGUAGCAGGAGACGCAGAGCCGUUGGAUGGGCAACAGCCGUUGUUGGGGAUCAGUGGCGGAGUUCGCUUCGCUGCUGUGGCCCUGGUGGUGCCCGUUCAUGCUCUAUUGUGGGCCUGCGCACGGUGGCAAGUCACAGGACGUGUCCUACGUUUGCAAGCGCCGUUGGCCUGCGCGGGACGAAGCCUUUGGAAGGCACUAUGGUGGAUGCUGCCAGUUCUGACUUAUGCUGGCAUUCGAGACUCCGCACUGGGCGAGGAUAGCCAAUUCGGUUUGCCUUUGGCACCCCUCCUAGUCUUGCACUUUGCGCUCUCGGGCACUGGAUUGGCCUAUUUGCUCUUUGUGCCCUCCGGGUCCUGCAUCAGAAGUUGCGGAAGCAAUUCCGAUCAUAUGUGGGAGAUGAGUCCCGUGCCGUUAACGGCGCGGCUGGUACGAUACUUGUUUUGGAUCGUGCUCUUUUCCGUGAAGUUCAUCUUGGGCUUGAUCAUUUUCCGCGCAAUGUACGAGGCCACAGUGGAGUUGCAGAUCGCGCUCCCGGGACGGGAGUCCGUCUCGGAGCUGUCCAGGAUCUACUACAGCACGGAAUGGGGCUCUGACUUCCUUCUUUGGUUCGUACUUUGGUUCACCACCUUGGUCCUCUUUAUUUCAGACACGCAGCUUUGGUUCACCUUGUUAUGCUCCAUCCUGGGCGUCUCCACCGUGCUAGUACAGCGCGGAUGUCGUUGCUUCACCUGGGCUUUGGAGGACUCGGUGGCCAAACUCCCCGAGCGCUUCUCCCGGAAGGUCUUGCCCUACUCCUUCGCCGGAUCGGAGAGUCGCGUGGGUGAGCAGGUGGCGCACUUUUCCCCCUACUUCCCGGCGAUUUGGGACCGGAUCCUCGAAUACAUGCGCUACGAAGACAAGAUAGACAACCAUUUAAUGGGGGACUUGUCCUUCAAAUCAGGCGAGUCUGGACAUCAAGUCUAUUGGAAACAGCUGCGCCAGCCUUUGGCCAAGCGGCGCACGCGGGAGCCCGUGUCGCCGGUCUCCCCACCGGCCACUACUGUAGCCUUCACAGAGGACACGCCAGGAGAAAAAAUCAAGGUGCCAGACAUCUUCCGAGAGAAGACGGCUUUCGAGGUCGGUUUCAAAACAUAUUGCUGCAUGCAUGAUGCCCAUUGGCCAAACAAUGCAGACGUGCAAUGGCGGCUUUUGGCCUUGUCUCGAGGACUUGGACUUCCAAUGCCACGGCCCUUCCGCGCACCUUACUUCCCUGGUCUCACCGUAUGUAUUCCACAUUAUGGCGAGUCGAUCCUGAUGUUGAAGAAGGAGCUAUUUCAGGGCCGAGAGGAGAAUGUACCUCUUAUGGACUGGCUGGCCGCCAAGUAUGAAGAGGAGUUCUUGACCUUCUCCAACCGGAUGCAGGAGGACAAAGGUAUCACGGCGGAGUUGGACCUGGUCCAUCCAAAGCAGAAGCGCCGGUACUACAGCAGCCUCAUUGAUGGUGCGUGCGAAGAUCUACCAACAGGCUUGAAGAAGGCGAAAUUCCGAGUGGAGCUGCCUGGGUAUCCGAUCUUGGGCGAUGGAAAGGGAGACAAUCAGAAUCAUGCGAUACCCUUUAUGCGAGGCGAAUUCCGCUCGAAGAAGAGGGGUGACAGCCUCUCCAAGCGCAUCGUCGGCUUUCCAGAGCACAUCACCAGCGACAUUGGUUCCAUCGGAGACUUUGCUGCUUCUGCCGAAGUGGCAUUUGGAACCAUUCUACAACGAACCUACGCUGUCCUGGGUGCACGGAUGCAUUAUGGCCAUCCCGAUAUCAUGAACAAGUUAUUCAUGAUGCAGCAGGGUGGCGUUUCCAAAGCCACCAAGACAGUCAACCUGUCCGAAGACAUUUUCGCAGGAAUGGACUUCACUUUGAGAGGAAACGGGCGGACCAUCAAGCAUUCAGAAUACUUCCACCUGGCCAAGGGCCGGGAUCUGGGCUUCAACACUGUGCUUGGAUUCUUUUCCAAGCUCUCGUCCGGCACAGGUGAGCAGGUCCUCACGCGCCAAGCCUUUCGUUUGGGGCAAGUGCUCCAUUUGCCCGAGGCUUUGACCUUUUACUAUGCACAUGUGGGAUACUACUUUACGCAACUCUUUGUCUCUUGGAGUAUGCCCUUGCUGGUCUUCGUUUGGCUUUUGGUGCUUUUGGCAGAUGAGGUCCGUGAUGGCAUUUUUGAGGCCUUCUUGAAUCUGGAGCAGGUCCAGAUGACCUCAGCGGAAGUCAUGGCAAAGACCGUAGGAGUUUGGUUCUCUUGGUUGCUUCUGCUCUUCUUGAUUGCGACGUCGCUUCCUUUGUUGGCGGAGAUGUGGAUGGAACGGAAUCUCAAGGUCGCCUGCGAGCGCUUUUUCAAGCAGAUGCUCACACUUUCCCCGCUCAUGUUCAUUUUCCAGGCCAAGAUCAUUGGGCACUAUGUCAUCAACGAGAUCCGCUACGGCGGUGCCACCUACGUCUCCACGGGCCGAGGACUCCCAACGGAUCGGCGGCCCUUCAUCGGCGAAGCGGUCCCGGGCAAGUUUCAGCUCAAACGGCUUGGUGGUUUGUACUUGGACUAUGCCUCCAUUGCUUACUAUGAUGGAGUCACUCUCCUGGCUGGCGUCAUUCUCAUCUACUUGGCUGGAGGAGUAUCAGGUGCUGGUGUGUAUUCCAGUGAUGUGUGGUGGGUCUUCAUUUGCUUGUUCCUCACUGUGGCUUCUUGGCUUUGGGCGCCCUUUAUUUUCAACCCGUACCAGUUUGUUUGGAAGCAUUUCUGUGAGGACUUUCGCUGCUUGGUGGCCUUCUUUUUGGAGGACAGUGGGAGACACUGGGUGGAAUGGUACGAUCGGACUCAGUUGAAGCCCCGGAGUGGUGGCCUUCAUCGAUCCAUGGACGCUUGGUUUGUGGUUGCGGUCUUUUUCUUGGCGGCUUGGUAUGCCAUGAUAAACAUGAAGAUCGAUGCGCUGAUGCUGGCAUACUCAGGGGCCCUUUCGAGUAACAUGCUGCACAUCGCAGCUCUACUGCCUCCGAUCGGUGCUUCCUUCACGUACUGCCUGCUGGCGGUCUUCUUCGAAUCCCUGGUGGGCUGCAGCAGCAUCUUGCGUCGACGCAUGAAAGCUCCAGGGAUCACAAUGCGCCUUGGCACCAUGGCGACAAAAGCCUUGGGAGGCCGCAGCGCCCGGGUGAGUCAAGCACCAGUGGCGAUCUCCCAGGCUCCGCAGGAGCCUGGACUGCCUGGGUCUCGCGAGAUGACCACGGCCACCGAGGAAGAGGCAGGGCGACGCGGGCGCUUGACGGCGCAUGGCCAUGGGGGCUGUCGCUUCGCAACAACCACCCGCACUGUUUGCGUCGAGAAAGAGCGCAAGGAAAGGAAUGCCUCUGUGGCCGGCUUUAUCCUGAAGUGGGGCCUCCUGAUGAUCUGCAUCUUCUUCGGUGAAGGCAUGCUGAGGCCGAACGAAGAAUGUACCACUCGCGACAGGACUAUUUUUGUCCUGGCUGCAGUGCACAUCAGCUUCUCAUCUACCGAGAUCCAGGGCAUUUGGCCCGUGCAGAGGUUGUCAUGGAUGUACUCGGCGAAGGGGAUUGGAUUGAGGAGGUUCUCCAAUGGUGGCGACACAGAUCGUGCCAGCACACGGAUUUUGAGGCUUCUGAGGCUCUUUCGUGUGGUGCGAUUGGGCAAGCUAACUCGCUUCGCUGUGUUCCUUCGAGACACCUGCGAGACUCAGGUGGCGUCUAUUCAAUUCAGUUUGGUGAUCAUUAUGACCGGCAUGAUGCUCCUCGAGCACGUUCUUGCUUGCGGUUGGUUUGGGGUUGGCUACUAUGAUUCGGCCAAUGGCAGAUCAUGGCUGCAAGAGAACAAUCUCAAGGAGGAAACCUUCUACAAGCAGUACACAGCCAGUUUGAGAUGGUCCUUCUCACAGCUUGGCAUUGGUGGAACAAACAUUGAAGCGACCAACGAACGGGAAGGAACAUACAGCAUUGCAGUUUCAGUGAUCUCUUUGGUCACAUUCUCGACGAUUGUCAGUGCAAUGACCUCCUUGGUGAGCGCUUUGCAAAGUCAGCGGAUGGAGGAGACCCAACAAUUUGGUCUACUUCGCCGGUUCUUGCGGAUCAACAAUAUCCCAGAAAACCUCAGUGGACGAAUCACACGUUUCUUGCAGUACACUUACCACCAGCGAGAGAAGAACGCCCGUGAUCCUUACAUCCUGGACUAUCUCUCCAAAUCGCUCCAGGCUGAGCUCGAGUUCGCUCGAUACCGAGAUUGCCUCUCCCAGAUGAAUUUCCUCGAGCAGCUGCUGUCUGGUGAGUCCACGCAAGAAGAUCAGAUUGUGCAGACAUUGGCGCAGAGAGCAAUUGCCGUGCUGGACUCUGCAGAAGAUGAUGUGGUGUUUUGCAGCGGCUUUGAAGCUGAUGCAACCUAUUUUGCCCUUGAUGGUGCAUUGUGCUAUGUCCGGACGGGGCACUGCCCCUGUGAUGUGUCUCGGCAGUGGAUUUCUGAGAUGUGCCUUUGGACGGAGUGGUCCCAUGUCGGCGACCUUUCAUCCAUCAGCUUUGCGAAGCUGGUUGCAAUCAAUGUGGAGGAGUUUUGCAACAUCAUUCGGAGUGCUGGAGAUGUGCAG